This is a messenger RNA of Stomoxys calcitrans (stable fly), 1469 nucleotides long. It is a transcript of the gene mri, whose product is annotated as BTB/POZ domain-containing protein 10. Gene Ontology annotation, biological process: positive regulation of phosphorylation. Bases 211 to 1314 code for a protein of 367 amino acids. Gene Ontology annotation, cellular component: cytoplasm. Gene Ontology annotation, molecular function: protein binding. NCBI's taxonomy places the organism in Eukaryota, Metazoa, Arthropoda, Insecta, Diptera, Muscidae. The transcript has a single exon. The record is from RefSeq and is a predicted model, not a curated record.
AACUUCACGCAGGUAUAUUUAAUAUAAAUCACAACAACAGAAAAGAAUAAAGAAACUAGAAAUUAAAUUUUUAUUAUAAUACCAAAUUGAAAACGAUUUUGGUGUCAGCAAACUUGCAUUCAUUUUUAAGCACAAGUCGUAAGAAAUACUGCCUUUUAAAUUAAUUCCAAACUCACCUACGUACUCACUCGUCUGUAAACACAAUAAACAAUGAACGGAGCAAUUCCAAAAGAAACAAAAAACAAUUCUAAUGUUGGUGCUGUCGCUGCUCUAAUGAAUCGUCAUAAUCCUGGAGAACGCAUAACGUUGCUUGUAGAUAAUGUACGAUUCAUGAUUGAGAAAGAUUUAGUUACCUCACAUCCGAAUACCAUGUUGGGAACUAUGUUCAGCACGGGUUUCCAGUUCGUUCAUCCCAACGAAAGGGGAGAGUAUGAGGUGGCUGAUGGUAUAUCGCAUACACUGUUUCGGGCAAUUCUCGAUUACUAUAAGACGGGGUUGAUAAAAUGCCCUCCCACAAUAUCUGUGCCGGAAUUGAAAGAAGCUUGUGAUUACCUACUAAUACCCUUUGAUGCCACCACAGUGCGUUGUCAGAAUCUGCGUGGCCUUCUGCAUGAGCUGAGCAACGAAGGAGCACGCCAGCAGUUUGAAUUGUUUUUGGAGGAAUUCAUAUUGCCGGUUAUGGUGACAGCAGCUCAACGAGGUGAUCGCGAAUGCCAUGUUGUCGUGUUGUUGGAUGACGAUGUAGUCGAUUGGGAUGAAGAGUUUCCGCCCCAAAUGGGAGAGGAAUACUGCCAAACCAUACACAGUACCACAAUGCAUCGUUUCUUUAAGUACAUUGAAAAUCGAGAUGUGGCCAAACAGGUGAUGAAAGAUCGUGGUCUGAAAAAAAUACGCUGCGGCAUCGAAGGUUAUCCAACCCACAAGGAAAAGAUACGUCGGCGGCCAGGCGGUCGGGCUGAAGUCAUCUAUAGUUAUGUGCAGCGACCCUUCAUUCAUAUGUCGUGGGAGAAGGAAGAAGCAAAGAGUCGUCAUGUUGACUUCCAAUGUGUAAAAUCGAAAUCUGUCACUAAUUUGGCUGAAGCUACUGCGGAUCCCCCACUGGAGUUAGAUGCCAGCGGCAAUGUAGUAGCACCGCCGGAGAAUAAUGUCGCAUUUAGAGCCGAUGCUGAUGCGGCCAUCGAGGUAGCUGAUGUCGCUGCCGGGGGCGUAGGCGGCGCAGCAGAUGAAGCAAAUGCUGGGGUAGUUGCUGCGGAUGGUGUGGCAGUGUCUAAUGACUUGGAAGCUGCCGGCGGUGCUAACGAAGAUAAUGCCUAAGUGCCGAAUAGCUGAAUAAAAUCAUACGUAGUAAUCGAAUUAUGAUCGUAUAUAGAAGUAUCGAAAUAUUUCCAUAAUUAUCACCAGGCAUACAUACAUACAUACAAAAAAUACAUACAUACUACAUAAAUACAUGCAAUUAAUAAAAUAUAAAA